Tarenaya hassleriana is the source of this 1061-nucleotide messenger RNA. RefSeq names its product probable carboxylesterase 13. Lineage: Eukaryota; Viridiplantae; Streptophyta; Magnoliopsida; Brassicales; Cleomaceae. The coding region runs from base 201 to 1061 and encodes 286 amino acids. Gene Ontology annotation, molecular function: hydrolase activity. The record is from RefSeq and is a predicted model, not a curated record. The transcript has a single exon.
UGUGAUUCCAACAUAAAAGGGUAAAAAACUGAUAAAGGUGCAAUCUUUGUGUUCCAACCACUUGCCAUUCAACUCGCCCUCGUGUAGAUACUGCUGUUCAUAUAUAAAUAUCACAAUAAUCUCCUCUCUCCCAUCACUCACGAUCAUAUCCCGUCACUUCUCCUCGAUUUGUGUUCCCUUCUCUUCUUCCGCCGGAAAAAAUGGAGUCCGAGAUCGCCGCCGACUACUCUCCCAUGCUCCGCAUCUACAAAGACGGCCGGAUCGAGCGUCUCGUCGGCGAGGACAAGGUCCCUCCUUCUCUAGACCCACAAAACGGUGUCGUCUCCAAGGACGUCGUCUACUCGCCGGAAAAUAACAUCUCCCUCCGCCUCUUCCUCCCCGCAAAAGCCGCCGAUUCCGCCGGAAAAAAACUACCCCUUCUCGUCUACUUCCACGGCGGAGGCUUCAUCAUCGAGACCGCCUUCUCCCCGACUUACCACACCUUUCUCAUGGCGCCCGUCUCCGCCGCCGACUGCCUCGCGGUGUCGGUGGAUUAUAGGCGUGCUCCGGAGCACCCGAUUCCGACCGCGUACGAGGAUUCAUGGUCCGCUCUCAAAUGGGUCUUCUCCCAUUUCGACGGAUCUGGCCCAGAAGAUUGGCUAAACAAACACGCCGAUUUCGGGAACGUCAUCCUCGCGGGAGACAGCGCCGGAGGAAACAUCGCGCAUCACAUGACGAUGAGAGCCGGGGAAGAGAAAUUGACCCACGAUGGCAGAUCGGGAAUUUCGGGGAUAAUUUUGGUGCAUCCUUAUUUCUGGGGGAAAUCUCCGAUCGACGAGCAAGAGACGAAGGACGAGACUGUGAGGUCACAUGUCGCAGGGAUUUGGACGGUGGCGAGCCCGAACAGCAAGGACGGAGCGGACGAUCCGUGGAUCAACGUGGUGGGGUCCGGGCGGGAUCUGUCCCGGUUGGGAAGCGGUCGGGCUCUGGUGAUGGUCGCCGGAAAAGACGCGUUGGUGCGGCAAGGAUGGGCAUACGCGGGGAAGCUGGAGAAGAGCGAGUUGCUUAUCAAUAGUACAUAA